AUGUUGGGUCUCUUCAGUCUUAAAUCGGUAGUGCAGUCCCUUACCAGAAUUUCGACAGAGUCGCUUUUGAGAACUACUCCUGUGAUAGCUCAACCCAUUCGCGGAGUUCAGCGACAGGAGGCCAAACGUUACUACGUCGAGGAUGGUACUGCCGAUCCGCCUGUUCAAGUCGUUAUCGAUCGCUUUAAGAGACUUCGUUGGGGUGCGUACAUUCAUCCCAGAGCUGGUCGAAGAAAGCAUCUUUACCGG
Rodentolepis nana is the source of this 249-nucleotide messenger RNA. The record is from the annotation of a GenBank genome assembly. Lineage: Eukaryota; Metazoa; Platyhelminthes; Cestoda; Cyclophyllidea; Hymenolepididae.